AUUGAAUAAACAACGAUAGCCUGCAGCAGUCAAAUUAAACUAAUUGUGCUUAUUGGGCGGCCAAAUACGUAAAUAUCACUCAAAAGCCGUUAUAAGGUACAAAAAUAAGGCAGCUGCAAAAAAAAUCAACUAUACUAUUUUACAUUCGGUCCGUAAAGUUUAUGAGAAAAGAGCUGCCUACAGGAUUCCAGAUACCGUUAUGGAGGAACUACGCAAGCAUUUAUCCAAGGUGAACGUGCCAUGCGCAUCCGGGGCGGGCAGUCCUCCCAUCUACAAGGACGAGUGCGUCUACUCCUAUGACAAUCCCGAGACGCCCACCGGUUUGUACGUGUGCCUGCACAGCUUUUUGGGCUUCGGCGAGGCGUAUGUGCGGGAGUAUGCCGACAAGACCGGCAACCGGGUCUUCCUCCACAUCCAGCGGGUGAAGACGAUCAAGGAGGGCGCCGACAUGGAGGCCGAAUGCGCGGAGUCGGAGGCAGGACCGGAACGGAAGAUCACCCGCCUGGCCAUUGGCGUCGAGGGCGGCUACAACGAGUCGGACAUGGCCAAGAAGUACGAGAUCAAGGACACGUACAGCAUCGUGGUGGCUCCGCACCUGGAUAAGAAGCUGCCCUAUCCGGAUCCAGAGCUGCCCAUGCGUGUCACCCAGUCGGUGGAAGCGAUCCUGGCCGCCGACUCGGCAAUUGCCAAGUUGGAGAAGGCCACGCUGAUGGGCACCUGGGAUGGUGAAGUGCGUCAGGCGUCGAAGUACGCAGAUAACCUGCAGCAGCUGGAUAAUGGCAAGAGGAUUCCCCCAUCCGGCUGGCAGUGCGAGAAGUGCGACUUGACCAACAACCUCUGGCUUAAUCUGACCGAUGGUUCGAUCAUGUGCGGACGCAAGUUCUUUGACGGCAGUGGCGGCAACGAUCACGCCGUGGAGCACUACAGAGUAACGGGUUUCCCGCUGGCGGUGAAACUGGGCACCAUCACCGCUGAUGGCAAGUCGGAUGUGUUCUCCUACCCGGAGGAUGAAAUGGUACUCGAUCCACACUUAGAGCGCCAUCUCUCCCACUUUGGCAUCAACAUGGCGGCGAUGAAGAAGAGCGAGAAGUCGAUGGUGGAGCUAGAGUUGGACAUUAACCAGCGCAUCGGCGAGUGGACGGCGCUUACGGAGAGCGAAAGUGAGCUGCAGCCUGUUGCUGGUCCUGGAUACACUGGCAUGCGCAAUCUGGGCAACUCCUGCUACAUAAACAGCGUGAUGCAAGUGCUCUUCGUCAUCCCAGACUUCCAGCAGCGGUUCGUGGGCACUGGAGCGGAACGCUAUUUCAAAGAGUUUCCCAGCGACCCGGCCAACGACUUCAAUAUUCAAAUGGCCAAGCUGGGAACUGGUCUGCAGUCGGGAAAGUACAGCAGUAUUGCCGAGAACACUUUGGACACCGAUCACAGCACCGGAAUAUCGCCGGCCAUGUUUAAGAACAUUGUGGGCAAGAAUCACCCAGAUUUCAGCACCAAACAGCAGCAAGAUGCCAACGAUUUCUAUCUGCAUUUGCUCACCCUGCUGGACAGGAAUUCGCGGAACCAAACAAAUCCCGCAGAUGCUCUAAAGUUCCUGCUGGAGGAUCGCGUUGAGUGUCUGGCCAGCCACAAGGUGAAGUACAAUACCCGCGAGGAAUACAGCUUCCGUCUGCCUGUUCCGUUGGACAAGGCCACCAAUCUGGAUGAGGUGCGGGAGUUCCAGGAGCGUAAGAAGGCGGCCCGCGAGACCGGACAACGGCUUCCGGAUCGCGACAUCGUGAGGCACAAGGUGCCUCUACAGGCAUGCCUGGAAAGGUUUUUCGGCCCGGAGCUGAUCGAGCAAUUCUACUCCACUGCCAUCGGGUCCAAGACGAAUGCCAGGAAAAUUACGCGAUUGGCCACCAUGCCCGACUGCCUGAUGAUUCACGUGGGAAAGUUCACGCUGGGCGACGACUGGGUGCCCAAGAAACUGGACGUUUCCGUAGACAUGCCCGAUGAACUGGAUCUAAGUAACUGGCGCUCCGCUGGUGGCUUGCAGCCUGGUGAGGAGGCUCUUCCCGAGCCCGCCACAGAGGAGGUGAAGUUUGCAUUUGACGAGGCGGUCAUGUCCGAGUUGCUGACCAUGGGUUUUCCACCGGAAGCCUGCAAGCGUGCUUGCUAUCACACCAAAAACAGCGGACUUGAGGCAGCCUCCAACUGGUUGAUGGAGCACAUCGCCGACGAGGAUAUCUCGGAGCCCUUUGUGGUGCCGAACAACAGCAUUGGAGACUGCGCCGCCAACCAGUUUGUGGCCAAUCCCGAGAGCCUGGCCAUGCUCAUGAGCAUGGGCUUCGACGAAAGACAGGCGGUGGCUGCUCUGAAAGCGACCGAUGGCAAUGUGGAGCGCGCCACCGACUGGAUCUUCUCGCACGCCGAUUCAAUUGGUGUUGAGGAUGCUGCCCCCGCUGCGAAUUCAUCAGCUGCAGCGGCCUCCUCGACGCCAAAUAAGACCAACUACCGCGAUGGCCGCGGCAAGUAUCGCCUGGUGGCAUUCAUCUCACACAUGGGCACCUCCGCCCAGGUGGGACACUACGUUUGUCACAUUCGCAAGAAGGGCGAAUGGGUGAUCUUCAACGAUAGCAAGGUGGCCAAGUCGCAGAACCCACCCAAGGACCUCGGCUAUCUGUAUCUGUAUAUGCGCGAACAGUAGCCAGCCCGAUCUCAGUCCAAUCCGAAUCACCCCAGUCCCACAAGCUAAUAUUAUUCGCCCUGAAGAAUGGAAUUUAAUAAUAAAGUACAUAAACAG
Messenger RNA from Drosophila melanogaster (fruit fly), 2779 nucleotides. RefSeq names its product ubiquitin specific protease 5 (gene Usp5). Bases 200 to 2683 code for a protein of 827 amino acids. Gene Ontology annotation, molecular function: cysteine-type deubiquitinase activity; zinc ion binding. Gene Ontology annotation, biological process: ubiquitin-dependent protein catabolic process; protein deubiquitination. The transcript is spliced from 3 exons. Lineage: Eukaryota; Metazoa; Arthropoda; Insecta; Diptera; Drosophilidae. The record is from RefSeq and is marked reviewed.